Tripterygium wilfordii is the source of this 659-nucleotide messenger RNA. Its product is annotated as cell wall / vacuolar inhibitor of fructosidase 2-like. The transcript has a single exon. The record is from RefSeq and is a predicted model, not a curated record. NCBI's taxonomy places the organism in Eukaryota, Viridiplantae, Streptophyta, Magnoliopsida, Celastrales, Celastraceae. Gene Ontology annotation, molecular function: enzyme inhibitor activity. The coding region runs from base 82 to 642 and encodes 186 amino acids.
CGACAUCAAUCAUUUCUCUCUUGUGCGUCUCUCUCACAAAUCAACUUUGUUUCUUGAAAGAAAAAUAGUUUCUUUUAAAGGAUGACGAAAAUUCAAUCGUUUUGCUUUCUCUGCAACUUAGUCUCCAUCUUCUUGGUCUUCCUAAUCACCAUCACCCCCUCCUCUGUGGCUACAAGAGAUGUUACUGAGCUAGUUCACAGUGUUUGCAACCAAACCUCAAACUACACAUUCUGUGUUGAGUCCCUCUACAAAGAUACACGCACCCCGCACGCGGAUCGCUAUGAGCUUGCUUAUGUUUCCUUCGGCUUCGCGUACACCAACGCCAUGGACACCAAAGACCGAAUAACAGGCCUGCUUAGGAACGAAUCGACGAGUCAUGAGUAUGGCCUUGAUCGUCUCCAAAGAUGUGACGAGGAUUAUGAUAAGGCUGGGCCAGCCAUUGAAAUUGCCUUCAAUGACUUGAACUCUGAGACCUUCUUUACGUUGGCUGGAUUGGCGGGGAUUGCUUCUGAUGCUGCUGCUGAUUGCCAGGUGGCUUUCGAAGGAUCGGGCUCCUCACCAUUGGAUUCCCAGAACAAGAAUUUGAAGGGUCUAUGUGAAAUUUGUGUUGUCAUCUCCAAGCUGUUCACUGGAGCUAGAUAAAAGAUAAAAAAAAAAAA